This is a messenger RNA of Plasmodium falciparum 3D7, 1164 nucleotides long. RefSeq lists its product as uncharacterized. The record is from RefSeq and is a predicted model, not a curated record. NCBI's taxonomy places the organism in Eukaryota, Apicomplexa, Aconoidasida, Haemosporida, Plasmodiidae.
AUGAUACACGAAUAUAGACCCCACACAGUACUUAGGGUGAUAGAAGAUAAUAAAAAAUUCAUUUAUAAAAAGGAACAUGUAGACCAAGAUAAUAAUAACAAUAAAUUUGAUAAUGAUACAAAAAUUAAGGAAAUAUAUAAGAGACAAAACGAUUGUCAUUAUAAUGAUUAUCCUAAAUAUAUAGAAGAAAAUAAAUAUAAAUCUGAUAAAGAAUAUACAAAUAAAAAUAAGAGAGAUAUAUAUAUAUAUAAUGAAAAGGAUAAUUUUGAAUAUAUAAAAAAUAAAGAAGAUUUAAAUAAUAUAAAUAAAAAAAAAAAAGGAAAAUGUGAUUGUGAAAUUCUAUGUUUGAAAAAAAGGGAACAAAAUGAUUAUAAUAAUUUUUUUAAUUCCACAAAAUAUAUACCAACAUUAAAAGCUAAUAAAAACGAAUUAAGAUAUUUUUUUCAUAUUAUAAAAAAUAUGAUGAAAAAAAAUAUUCAUAAUAAUGAUAAUAUAUAUAUUCUUCUUAUCAAUUUUUUAUGUAAAAAUUUUCCAUCAUAUAUAGGUCUUUUUGCUCAUUUGUGGUUUGAAUGUAAAAUAUUGUUAGCUGAAAAAUUAAUAAUUGUCGAAUUUUUCAGACAACUUAAAAUUAACUCAGAAAUUAUUUAUCAUUUUUUUAAUUGUGGAUAUGAUUCUUUUGAAAUAUUAUUAUCAAUAUCACCACAUGAUUUAAUAAAUAUACAAAAAUUUAAUAACGUUACAUGGAUACCUGGACAUUCAUUCCGUCUCAAAAUGAUUUUCUCAAAUAUUAAACAUUACUUUAAAAUAUUCAUACAACAAAAUGAUGAUUAUAUCAAAAAAAUUAAAAAUUAUAUUUUACAAAAAAGAAAAAAAAAAACAAAACAUAUAAAUAACUCUAAAUUUAUGAAACAUUAUAAUAAUAACAACAAAAAGGAUAGUACCAAUUUAAAAUUACCUAUACAUACAUUCUUAUCCAUGCAAGCAUUACAUGAUAUGGAUAUUAACAAAACAAACAUAAACGAUCCUCUAUCAUCCAAUGUCAAGUAUUUAAAGUUUAAACCACACGACCUCGUUCACCAAAAUCAAUCAAUAAUUACAGAUUAUCAGUGUUUUCCGCAUCCACUCUGGAAAACCAUAAAUAGUUUUUUUAACACAACUUGUUAA